This is a messenger RNA of Engraulis encrasicolus (European anchovy), 757 nucleotides long. It is a transcript of the gene meig1, whose product is annotated as meiosis/spermiogenesis associated 1. The record is from RefSeq and is a predicted model, not a curated record. The transcript is spliced from 3 exons. Gene Ontology annotation, cellular component: nucleus. The coding region runs from base 115 to 396 and encodes 93 amino acids. NCBI's taxonomy places the organism in Eukaryota, Metazoa, Chordata, Actinopteri, Clupeiformes, Engraulidae.
AUCCUGGGUAAUGCAAACACAGCGUUACAUGUUGCUAGGAAACACCCGUAAGUACUCCAUCCACCAAACGCAAGUCGCUCUGACAACUGAACAGAUACCUUCCUCUCGUGAAAGAUGUCCUGUGCAGCGCUGCUAGAUGGCAAUAGUAAGCCCAAGUCAAUGAGCCGGGCCAGACAGUGGACCGACGAGGUAGAGAAUCUGUACAGAUUCCAACAGGCAGGGUACCGAGAUGAGAAGGAAUACCGCCAGGUCAAGCAGGUGGAACUGGUGGACCGAUGGCCCGAGACCGGCUUUGUGAAGAAGCUACAGCGGAGAGACAACACCUUCUACUACUACAACAGGAAGAGAGAGUGCGAGGACAAAGAGGUGUUCAAAGUCAAAGUUUACGCUUACUGAGCAAUGGACCGUCCCACCACAGCCAUGGACACACUUGGGUCUUCCAUUACACUUUGUUUUGUUUUGUUUUGUUUAUUUGUUUAUACUGCCCCAUUGAUCUUCAAAAGCCACACUACUUAUGGUCCUGUAAAUAAAUUUGUCACAUUUCAGUGGAUUAAGAUCUUAUCUGAGUUUGAACAUCACAGCCGGCCUGUGAACAUGGGUUUACAGUAGCCUUCACCUGCCAAAGGAGGUUGAGAGAUUAAUUAAAUCAGACAACUGGUAUGGUUGCAACAUACAUGCUGAAAUUGUAAGCCAUUUGUGCAUGUACUUGCCAGGAUGUGUUUUUACAAAGAUUAAUUAAACGCAUGUAAGAAAUUCA